UGUGAUAGCGAGCCGUUGUUUGUUGCUGUAGACUCAGAUUAUCCAUCAUAUUACAUUUUAGUCAUUUAAAAUACACUCUUAUCUAGAGCUAUUUACAGUAGCGAGUGGAUACAUUGUACAUUUUUCUGGUCCCACAUGGGAAUAAAACCCACAACCCUGGCGUUGCAAGCGCCAUGCUCUUCCAACUGAAACACGGGACCAUAUCGACCAGUUAAUCGACUGGCUGCUCCAACAAUGACAAUAAAUGUCUUCAGAAAUGGAAGGCAGUCUGGAGAAGGCAAGAUCAGGUGGGACAAUUCUAGCCAAUGAGAGGACAGAUACGAGUGUGAUAACAGGCACAAAUCCGAUAUAAAGUGUUUUUUUUUCCUCAAACUUGGCAGGAUAUCAUGUAUCCUACUUAUAUCAGUACACUCGUAACAACCGGGAAAAACGCCACCUGCUGGAGAAGACAGAUUUAGGUCCCAGUUAUCCGUCUCGCUUCGCUUCUUCCUCUCUGCCGCUGAACGUCACAGACCGUGAAAGAUGCCUUUGCCCGUGCAAGUAUUCAACUUUCAGGGGGUUGUUGAGCCCAUGCAGAUAGAUGCUGACCCACAGGAGGACCAGCAGAAUGCACCAGAUGUCAACUAUGUGGUGGAAAACCCCACGCUGGACCUGGAGCAAUAUGCAUCCAGCUACUGUGGUCUGAUGCGUAUUGAGAGGCUGCAGUUCAUUGCAGAGCACUGUCCCCAGCUCCGCGCCGAGGCCCUGAAGAUGGCCCUGUCUUUUGUCCACAGGACCUUCAACGUAGACGUGUAUGAGGAGAUCCACCGCAAGCUCACAGAGGCCACCAGAGAGGUCCAGGGGGCUCCAGAUGCUGCGGUGGAGGGCGGGGCAGUUGAACCCCCUCCUCUGGACACAGCGUGGGCCGAGUCGACCAGGAAAAAGGCCCUGCUCAAACUGGAGAAAUUGGACACUGACCUGAAGAACUACAAAGGCAACUCCAUCAAAGAGAGCAUCAGGAGGGGUCAUGAUGACCUUGGGGACCACUACUUGGACUGCGGUGAUCUCAGCAACGCCCUUAAGUGCUACUCCCGAGCCCGAGACUACUGCACUAGCGCCAAGCAUGUCAUAAACAUGUGUCUUAAUGUCAUCAAGGUUAGCGUCUACCUCCAGAACUGGUCCCACGUCCUUAGCUAUGUGAGCAAAGCUGAAUCCACUCCGGAGAUAGCAGAGCAAAGAGGGGAGAGAGAUUGCCAGAGUCAGUCAGUCCUCACCAAAUUAAAAUGUGCUGCAGGCCUAGCUGAGCUGGCCUCCAGAAAGUACAAACAAGCAGCCAAGUGCUUCCUGCUGGCCUCUUUCGACCACUGUGACUUUGCUGAGCUCCUGUCCCCCAGCAAUGUAGCUGUGUACGGAGGGAUGUGUGCCCUCGCCACCUUCGACAGACAGGAGCUACAGAAGAACGUAAUCUCAAGCAGCUCCUUUAAAUUAUUCUUAGAGUUGGAGCCUCAGGUCCGUGACAUCAUCUUUAAGUUCUAUGAGUCAAAGUACGCUUCCUGUCUCAAAAUGCUGGAUGAGAUCAAGGAUAACCUGCUGUUAGACAUGUACCUGGCCCCCCACGUACUGACCCUCUACACACUGAUCAGGAACAGAGCCCUUAUACAGUACUUCAGCCCGUACGUGUCUGCAGACAUGACUAAGAUGGCCCAGGCCUUCAACACCACGGUGCUAGCUCUGGAAGACGAACUCACCCAGCUCAUACUGGAGGGACUUAUCAAUGCACGCAUAGACUCCCAUAGCAAGAUCCUGUAUGCGCGUGACGUGGACCAGCGGAGCCACACAUUUGAGAAGUCUAUCCACAUGGGCAAGGAGUUCCAGAGGCGAGCCAAAGCCAUGAUCUUGCGAGCUGCUGUGCUGCGCAACCAGAUACACGUCAAGUCUCCUCCCAGGGAGGGCAGCCAAGGUGAACUCAACUCUGCCAACAGCCAAUCACGAAUGAGCACCAACAUGUGAACAUUCCCAUGAGACCUCUGUCUUACAGGAAGUUACCAUGUCAGGGGGGGGGGGGGGGUCUGCCAGGGGGACCUAGCACCCCCCCCCCCCCCCCCCCCCCCCCCCCCAUCUGAGGAUCCCCCUCCUCCUGCUGACUCAGUGCUGCAUCUUUUGCCUGCAGAAAGAAAAAUACUGAGACGUCAACUUCAAUAGGCUGUGUCUUAAAUGGUGCCCCUAUUCAC
Messenger RNA from Oncorhynchus mykiss (rainbow trout), 2210 nucleotides. Its product is annotated as COP9 signalosome complex subunit 1. The record is from RefSeq and is a predicted model, not a curated record. Gene Ontology annotation, cellular component: COP9 signalosome. Lineage: Eukaryota; Metazoa; Chordata; Actinopteri; Salmoniformes; Salmonidae.